This is a messenger RNA of Anarrhichthys ocellatus (wolf-eel), 4466 nucleotides long. It is a transcript of the gene galm, whose product is annotated as galactose mutarotase. The record is from RefSeq and is a predicted model, not a curated record. Gene Ontology annotation, biological process: glucose metabolic process; beta-D-galactose catabolic process via UDP-galactose, Leloir pathway. Gene Ontology annotation, molecular function: aldose 1-epimerase activity; carbohydrate binding. The transcript is spliced from 9 exons. Bases 3080 to 4114 code for a protein of 344 amino acids. NCBI's taxonomy places the organism in Eukaryota, Metazoa, Chordata, Actinopteri, Perciformes, Anarhichadidae.
GAGGAUGGUUAUCGAGAGCUGCGGGGAAUGUGGAUGGCUAAACGCAGCCGAAGUUGCUAGCGACGAGCGUGGUGAGAAAAGGAGGGAGCUUCGGGAUAUGGCUGGUCGUCCGGAAGGGUUGAGGAGAGCCUUUGUGAAAGGUAAGCGGUUUUAAGAUGUUUGUCUGUCGUGCCUCAUGUUGAAGCGUAUGAAAGCUGAGUCAGGGAGCGUUGCUCGUCUGUCUUGCGUCGUAUGAAAGCUUGAAGCUGAGUCGGAGAGCGUUUGCUCGUAGGGGUCGAGGUAGAGGGGAUGUGGGGUAGGGAUGGAGCGUUUCUCGUCUGCUGAGUCAGAGAGCAUUUGCUCGUCUGGAUGUGCGGUAGGGGUAGAGGGAUGGAGGGAUGGAGAGUCUGGUGAGUUGGAGAGCAUCUGUCUUACGUCAUGUGAAGACAAGAGUUGAAGAGGGAGUGAACGGGUUCAUUGUGCUUAAGUACUCUGUGCAGAGGAAAUGAGCGGUGUUCUGGGCGUGGCCCUGUUCCUGAACAAAGUUUAUGAAAAUACAUUUAACCUUUUACCGAAGAGUUUGUGUCCCAUGUGACACCAAAAGUCAACGAAGAUUUACUGAAGCCAUAAGCUUUCCUCUCCUAAACCUAGUGAGGUCGUUUUGUUCAGAAACCUCAAUUGUUUCCGUGGUGGCGGCAGGUAAUACUGUUGAGAGGUUAUUUCAUAUAGUUCAGUGAGAUCACGUUGCUUGCUUUCUGCCUAGUGACAUUAAGUGCACACUACUAACUGUGUUGAUGCUGAAUAUUGUGAUAUACGUUGUGGGGUAAAGCAUUGAUCAAUGUGAAUGUACUUCCUGGAUACUAGGAUGGUUUAUUUUUAAUUAUAUUUAACUGAGUACAAUCAGCGACAAUAUUAAAAGUCUCUAACUCAUCUAGAGGCAACUAUUGGGGCUAAAAAUGUAGCAUUUGUCUUAAUAAUACUACAUUUUAUUUAUACAGCGCUUUAAAAGGCACACACUUAAUGCUUGACAUGAGCCAAAUGAACGAAUAUGUAUUCUUCCCCCCCCCCAUACUAUUUUUAAUUUUUUUUUUAUUGAUUAGUUUUGUUGUUUUCUAGUAAAUAGAUGUAAAUAGUUGAUUGAGAUUGUCUGAAAGGUUUGUUGAUCAGUCGGUAUCAAAACGUUUAUUUAAAUUUGAGCUUUUUUAUUUACAUGUUUUUACCACUUUACAUGGUAAAAACAGAAACAAUAAAAGCAAUUAUAAUAAGAACAAAAUAGAUGACAUCAUAACAGUCAGGAACAACACGGAAAAAGAAAAAAGAAACGUACAUAACUCACUUUACAGGUCAAAAGCAGAUUUAAAUAGAUGAGUUUUAAGUGCAGUUUUGAAAGUGGCGAGUGACGGAGAAUGUCUGAGGUGUUGAAAGUGACGACAGUGGAAAGAGCAUCGGGUCAAAAGAAUCCAAAGGGUUUGGUCACUUUACCUCAGAGGAGGCUGGUCCACAGAGGCAGAUGAGGUUGCCCCUCCUGUAGUUUUGAAAAGCAAGACAAAGAUCAAAUUACAAAAAUAAGAGUAAUUGGUUGAAAUAAACUAUUACCAAUUCUCAGUUUGAUUUAUAAAAUAUUUUCUCUGUUCUCGGGAAGCUAAUCUAUUAUUGAAAUUGUUAUUAAUAUGUCCCAACAGCAACACCUGCAGGAAAGGCAAAAGAUCAGUGGUGGGGGGGCAGAGGAGGCUCCUGCUGUCCUCCUUAGAGCGGACCUCUUCUAGCAAUUUCAUGUAAUCCUUCUUUUUCAUGCUAAUCUGUGAUUGGUCAAGACUCAUAAAAUGACUCUCCAAGGAAGAUCGUGGCUUUGUGUUGGUCCAAUGAUGAUUUCCAAAUGUCUUCUUCAAUGUUCUACUACUGUAUGAAUGUGACGAACAGACAGGAAAGCAAAAACCCAGAAAUAAAACGAUAAUAACUAGUGAUGGCAAGAAGGAAGCUUCAUGAAGCAUUGAAGCUUACCAGCCAAUUGGUUUGCAAAAGGCUUCAUGGAUGAAUAGCGAAUAGGCUUGAGUAAUUACGAAAGUGAUGAACAGGGAAGACCUUAUUUGAUUUUAUUUAGGAACAAUCUCAACGUGUUUUGGCUCGUCAUCAAUGACGUUGUUGGUCUAAAACGAUACGAUGACAUGACGCGUCCCUCACACCACGUGACAUCAUUAACGGCAGGCUUCUAGUGACAGGUUACACUCACGAGGUUCAUUCUGGUCUCAUCUCUUUGCAGUGAUUGGUUUAAUUAAGAAAUCUUUGAAGUCAUUUUUUCACUGAUUCAUUUGAGAGAGGAGAGAUAAGUAGCCAACUAGUGUAGUCGUAACUAUAAUCGUAUUUAUGUAGCACUUUUCAAGCUUAAGCACAAAGUGCGUUCCACAGUAAAUGAUGUAUAGAAUAAAAAUAAAAAGUCAUACACCAGUGUAAAGCUUUGUUUACACUCGCGCUUGGCGCCGUAGUGCGAGCCUCCGCAGACCGAGCUCCGACCAUGAACUGAGGCGUUUACACUCCGCACUGUGCGCUGCAUUAUUCUCCUGAACACCAGAGGGCGCACAAACAAAAUGAUCUGUGAAGAAUUAAAAGACAAUGAGUGUAACUCAGAGAUAUGACCAUAGACUGUAGGUGUAACCCUAACCCAUAUAAACUAACCUCCACUAUAGAGAAGAGGGAUUGUGACUCUCUGUAAACUCAUAUUUCAUAUUCAUGGACUACUUUACUGUCUUUAUACAAGACCUGUGAAGAAGAAAGUUAAUUAUUAAAUUCAUUAUGAAGAAACAAAGGUUGAACAUCCUGUGAACACUUUGAUUGGGCUGCAAAAUAUUAUCUCAAAGGAAGAUUUUGAAGUUUCUAAAGCAUCUACAAGCAAACUGACCUUCUUUGUAUAAUCCUAGAAAUGUAUAUAGUGUUUUUAUCAGUGAACUAUUUGUGACAGUCAUGUGAUCACGCUGCACGUGAUACAAAAAUUCAGAGGUGCACGACCAAUGCAGUGUAACUUUAGCUGCAGGAUGAGAUUUGAGGGAAAAGAACAUUUUCAGAGUGAUGUGAAGGUGACGGUCUGCUUGUGGUUGUGACCAGGAUGACUCAGGUGAGCCAUCAGCAGUGGGGACAGGUGGUCGGGCUGGGCCGUGUGGACCUGUGGGUCCUCCAGUCCUCUCUGGUGCGCGUGGAGGUCCUCACCCUGGGUGCCAUCAUCAGGUCCGUGUGCAGCAGAGGGAGGGAUGGACGGAUGGAAGACGUAGUCCUGGGCUAUGAUGACCUGGAAGGUUACGUGUCAGAUAAGCGCUACCUGGGAGCUGUGGUGGGCCGCGUGGCCAACAGGAUCGCACUGGGACGCUUUGUGGUGGAGGGGAAGGAGUACCGACUAGAUGUCAAUAAUGGACCCAAUGCACUGCAUGGAGGGCUGCGGGGCUUCAAUAAGGCUAUCUGGCUUGCUACAGCAGUGGAGGGGGGUGUACAGCUGAGUCUCACCAGUCCAGAUGGAGACCAGGGUUAUCCUGGAGAGGUCCAGGUCUCUGUCUCCUACACCCUACAGGGGGAAACACUAACUGCUGAAUACCAAGCCCGGUCUACCAAAACCACCCCGAUCAACCUCACCAACCACGCCUACUUCAACCUGACGGGACAGGGGGCAGCAGAUGUCUACGACCAUCAGGUGUGCAUCAGAGCUCAGUCCUACCUGCCUUUGGAUGACUCAUCGAUUCCUUCAGGAGAGAUCAGACGAGUGGAUGGGACGCCCUUUGACCUCAGAAAGCCUGUUCUGAUUGGCCCCCGGCUGAAGGAAAUUCCAGGUCCGGGGUUUGACCACAACUUCUGUCUGUCAUCACCUGGGGACACCUGGAUAGAGAGACACGCUGCCAGAGUGUGUCACCCAGCCAGUGGGCGGGUCCUGGAGGUUUCUACCAGCCAACCAGGCAUCCAGUUCUACACUGCCAACUUCCUGGAUGGCUCUAUGACAGGAAAGGGCGGGGCUAGGUACGGGAAGCACAGCUCCUUCUGUCUGGAGACACAGAAUUGGCCUGAUGCUGUCAACCAGGCUUCAUUUCCUGAUUGUCUUCUGCGUCCUGGUGAGCACUACCAACAUGUGACUCGCUUCACUUUCACCACUGUCUGAUGUGACCAACAGCGGGACAGACCAACAGCGGGACAGACCAGCAGUGGGACAGAGAGCAGGAUGUCCAUGCACUGAUUGUACAUUUCCUGUCUCACAGUAAACAUUAUAAUCAUGUAGCAUGCUGUUGAGCAGCCAGGGCCUCUUUCAGUGCCAGUUCAGUUCCCCUCUGUGUAACUGUGUGAUUUGAUGCAGGUUCUUUUGAUGAGAUGUGUGCUACUACACAGGUGCUAUGAUGGCUUUUGUAACUACAGUAGUUAUUACAGCCUGUACCUGUGGGUGUGUGUUCCUCGUCCAACCUGACCAAACUGUUUCUAAUUCAAACAGAAAAUAAAGAAGGAGCUGACUCACUCAA